UCUAUUCCUUCGGUCGAUUGAGCUGACGGCUUUUCUUUGUUUUCCCCUUCAGAAUUCAUAUAGAUACAGAGAACCAAAGUUGAAAAAAAAGAACAUACGCAUCUAAAUCUUUAAGGCUUCAGCUUCUCUUUCUCUGUUUCGACUCUGUGGAGUAAAUUUGGGAUCGAUGGCGGCCUUGCAAUACCUAGACUCUCUUCGAAAUGAGCAUCCAGAGCUAGCCGACUGGUAUAAUUCUCUUGCAGAUCUGUAUCAAAAGAAGCUCUGGCAUCAGCUCACUCUCAAGCUUGAGCAGUUCGUUGGUCUCACCGUCUUCCAGGCUGGAGAUGCAUUGAUAAAGUUGUAUCGUAACUUUAUCACUGACUUUGAGACGAAGAUUAAUCCUCUCAAGCUUGCACAUUUCGCUGUUAUAGUUUCUCAGCAGUACGCAGAGAAAGAGGCUGCUAUUAGUUUCCUUGAAGGGGUGAUUGAAAAGCUUCAGGCUACUAAGGAGCAGCGCAUAGAAGAGCCAAUUCUUUAUAUUAAGAUGCAAAUUUCCAAAUUCAAGCUUGAGCAAGGUGAUCAAAAGGAGUGCAAGAAACUUCUUGAAGAUGGGAAGAGUACCCUUGACAGUAUGACUGACAUAGAUCCAUCUGUAUAUGCUACCUAUUACUGGGUUUCAUCUCAAUACCAUAAAUUUCGCCAAGAAUUUGCUGAGUUCUACAGAAGUGCUCUCCUUUAUCUUGCAUACACAUCAGUGGAGUCUCUCUCAGAAUCUUUUAAGCUGGAUUUGGCAUUUGAUCUGUCCCUUUCUGCUCUUUUGGGAGAUAACAUCUACAACUUUGGAGAACUCCUUGCUCAUCCAAUUAUAAAGAGUCUUCUGGGGACCAAGGUGGAGUGGCUUUAUUAUAUCCUCCAAUCCUUCAACUCUGGGAAUUUGGUUCGCUAUGAAGAAUUGUGUCGCGUGCAUAAUGCUGCACUGAGUGCUCAACCAGCCUUGGUUGAGAAUGAGAAGAAGCUCUUGGAAAAAAUCAAUAUUCUAUGCUUAAUGGAGAUUAUCUUCAGCCGCCCUUCUGAUGAUCGAACUAUUCCUUUAAAAGUUAUUGCUGAGAGAACAAAAUUGUCAAUUGAGGAUGUUGAGUAUCUUCUCAUGAAGAGCCUGUCUGUUCGUCUGAUUGAGGGCAUAAUUGAUCAAGUUGAGGGAACAAUUCAUGUCUCUUGGGUGCAGCCAAGAGUUUUGGGGAUUCCACAGAUCAAAUCCUUGCGUGACCGGUUGGAUAAUUGGAUGGGCAAAGUACAUAACGCUUGGUUAUCAAUUGAGGCUGAAACACCUGAUCUUGUUGCAUCAUGAAUUUUUUUCUCCAGUUCCUUUCUGCCAUUGUAACAAUUUCGUUAUUUGAAAAGGGCAAGAAAAAGGGAAAGUGAAAUGAUGAGCAAUGAGGAUAGAGAUAAGCGUUAGUCAUUUGCGGGUAGAGCCAACUUUGUAUGAUUCCUUUAGUAGGUAUUGCUUGAUCCUUAAAUCUUUGUUCUGAAAGGAGCGGCUCAUGUACUAAACUUUUCACUUUUUGGCAUUUGUUGGAUCUACAAUGGCACUGGAAUGCCUGAGGAUACGGUUAAAACCGCAAACAUCAUCCUUAUCUUUCAUUUUGUAUUGGGAUUUUUCAUUAGAUACAAUCAGAUAUGAUCCACUUUUAUGUGGAUGAAAGUGCAUUUUCAUUUCA
This is a messenger RNA of Gossypium raimondii (Peruvian cotton), 1697 nucleotides long. Its product is annotated as 26S proteasome non-ATPase regulatory subunit 13 homolog B. Gene Ontology annotation, molecular function: structural molecule activity. Lineage: Eukaryota; Viridiplantae; Streptophyta; Magnoliopsida; Malvales; Malvaceae. The transcript is spliced from 6 exons. Gene Ontology annotation, biological process: ubiquitin-dependent protein catabolic process. Gene Ontology annotation, cellular component: nucleus; proteasome regulatory particle, lid subcomplex; cytosol. Bases 167 to 1327 code for a protein of 386 amino acids. The record is from RefSeq and is a predicted model, not a curated record.